Mercenaria mercenaria is the source of this 1084-nucleotide messenger RNA. RefSeq lists its product as uncharacterized. The record is from RefSeq and is a predicted model, not a curated record. Bases 87 to 440 code for a protein of 117 amino acids. The transcript is spliced from 4 exons. NCBI's taxonomy places the organism in Eukaryota, Metazoa, Mollusca, Bivalvia, Venerida, Veneridae.
CCGAAGAUAUCAACAAAUAGUAAUUAUUUUGUACAGAUGCGUUCGUGUUUCUUGAUGAAGAUAGGAGAGAAAUUAUUGCUAUAAGCAUGGAUGUUGUAAAAAAUGUACAUCCCUUGUUGUUGUUAGUUGUUAUAACUAUCAUUUCGGAUGUUUAUGGUAAGAGGUGUACUUUCCUAGGACCCCAUUGCAACAACGAUGAAUUUUGCUGCAACAACAACAGAGAGUGCUGCUCUGGCACUGUUUUGGCUGUGUGGGUAAUCAUUGUCAUAGUGAUUGGGUGUGUCUUAUUCAUUAGCUGCUGUGUUGCUGUAAUUUGUUGUUUAGUGAAGCAAAGUCAUCGUCCCGGACAGGUCAUUCAACCUGUACAACAACCUGGUGUUUCUAUCGUGGCAACGGGACACCAAGGCCAACCCGGUACUGGCCAGCCAAUGUACGGAUAACCAAUGUAUGGACAUCAACCUUACGCUCAACAGCAAUUAGGUUUCCAGCAGCCAGCUAGCGGAGACAAGGAAGGAACCAGUAAUCCAGCACAGCCACCGUCCUGCUGAGAGUUACUAGCGCUAAAAAUUAUUAGUAGUACUUCAGUUCUAAAGACUACUGUUUGCAUUAAUGAAAUACUAAAAUACCAGUUCAAAUUCUGUUACUGUACGUUUUCUUUUUGACCCAACUUACAGAAUAAUCUGUUUUAUAUCGACUUAAACUGUAGGCCCCUAAGGCUUUAAUUAACAUCCAUCCUCGCUCAUAAGCAUAAGUAACUUUUUCACAUAUAUGUAUCGACAAACAAAAAUCAUUAAUACACCUACAGGACUUUGGCAUUCACCAACUUACAUCUAUAUCAUUUGCCUUUAAUUAAAGCCAACUCACAGCAACCUUCUUAACUCCAGAAUCUUCCUCAUUGUAGCCUUUCAGUGAAUGAAAAAUAAAGUCACGUUUUAUUGUUAUCAGUAGCUCGGCGAUGUUUUUUAAACUAAAAUGAAAUUUUAUUUUAGUUAUGUAUGUAUACAUGUGUUUCUUAAACUUUGUUUUCUCACGCUUGAAAUAAAGUAAUUGCGUCUACCUUUACAAUGGGCGUACAUUGUCAUUC